GCAUUCUUUUUCACAAAAAAAAACACACCUGCGCGCGUGCGCCCGCAGCAUUUUUCCCUCUUCCCGCCUCUCCCCAAAAAGUUCCGCCCAAACUCCAAAUUCCAUCCGCCCCCCGCAUUUCGCUUCCAAAGAAGAGCGCGAGAAAUCCAGUCCAACCCACCACGAUCCUAUCAAUCCAAUCCAAUCGAUACCGCCCUCGUCCCGAUUCUCGGAACCCGAUCCGUCCCCAACAGCGGCCAACGCAGGAGGUCCCUUCUCGGAUCAGAUGGGGAGGCCGCGGAAGACCAAGGCCGAGCCGGAGCCAGCUCCCGCCAUCUCGAUUGGCAACUGCAAGGUGGAGAUCCACGGGAGCGGACUACGGUGCGAGCCCACGGAGCAUGGGCUCACCAUCUCCGGGCCCAGGGGCGCCAAGGUUGUCGUCUCCGUUAGUGGGGAUCAGAAGAGUGCUUCGGGUGGCGUUGGCGAGCGUUCUCAGUUCAUCCUCCUCAAUCCAAGCGAUGCAGAUAGCCAAACCAAGUCACUGCUUCAGGAAGUAUUAACUCUUUAUAAAGAAGAGCUUCCUUCUAUGAGCUAUGCUGCUGACACUGGGAGAAAGUCAGGGUUUCUUGAAAAGUGCACGACUAAUGGGAAGUACAAGACUCUAAUUCUGAUGUCUAGCCCUGCUGCAAAGCAUGAAGGGGUCAUAGCUGCUGUAUCAUAUCAGAUUGUGCCAGCUGACACUCAGUAUGCUGAAAUACCUCUGGCUAUCGUGAGAUCAUCUCAUCAACGUGCGGGUAUUGGCCACCUCUUAUAUAAGGAACUAUCCCAGAGACUUCAAAAUGUUGGUGUCACAAGCAUAUUCUGCUGGGCAGACAAGGUCUCUGAGGGAUUUUGGCUAAAACAGAGUUUUGUAUCUGUUGGAGAAGUUGAUACUAGAGGUAAGAUUCGGAAGAUUCCAGUAAGGGCUGGUAUAAAGCGAGCAUUAUGCUUUCCUGGAGGAUCAACACUUAUGGUUGCACACCUCAAGAAGGGAUUGCCAAUCCUGGAAACAUGUGAUAAAUCCCAGACAUCUCCAUUAGUGCUAGAUAGCAUCUCUCCUGAUGACACUGAUGUCCCCUUAUGUGAGAAUAUGGUCCUCAAGACAUAUAAACGCUGUGAUGUCAGAAAGAGUGCAAAGGUGGCAAGAAAUGAUGCCUGUAAUAAUUGUAAUGAAAGUUCAUUACCUGAGAAAGAGCCAAAGAAACGUAUAUAUGAAAUGUCUUCAUCAUCGCUAAAGUCAAAAAGGAUAAGAUGUAGCAAUGAUGGUGACAAUUGCCAAGAUAUAAAUCAAAAUGAUGCACCUGACAAUUACUUGUGCAGUUCCCCUGGAAAUUCAGUUCUAAUUCCUAAAGAGCAUCGUGCUCCUAGUAUGGGAGUUCAUUUUGAAAACAAAAUGUCUGGAGAUGAGAAGGCCGUUAUCCAUUCUAAUGGUAGCCCUACAAUCAUGCUCAUGAAUAUUGCAGAUGAGCAAAAGAAGGCACGUCUUAUAAAGGUAGUUGAAACACUUGGAGGGUUUGUUACUUGCGAAGGACAUUCGUGCACACAUAUUGUUACUGGAAAAGCUCGCAGGACUAUGAACUUUUGUGUUGCUUUGUCCUCUGGUGCUUGGAUAGUUUCCCCAAACUGGCUAAAAGAAAGCUUCAGACAAGGGCACUUUGUUGGAGAAGCACAAUAUUUUCUGGAAGAUGAAGAAUAUAGGAUGCAAUACAAAUCUGAAGUGAGAGAUGCAGUUAUGAGGGCGAAAGGAAGACCUAACUCCUUAUUUUCUGGCUACACUUUCUGUCUGUCAAAGUACAUCCAGCCCUCUAUUGAUGUUCUCUCGUCCAUUAUUAAAUCUACUGGGGGCAAGAUCAUAAAAAAGCUGAGCGAGUUAGAAGCGUCAUCCCAGGCAAUCUUUUUGGUGUGUGAAGAGGAGACAGAACUUGCGUUGGUUGCAGCAAAACGUGGCAUCAAAACAUUCAGUAGUGACUGGUUCAUGAGCUGUGUCAUGAAACAGGAACUUGACCUUGAGGCACCUCAGUUCACUGUAUCUCUCUGAUGUGGCAGCAACUGAAGUCUGGCUUUUCCUAAGACAUCUCUUCCUUUGGUUCUUCUCGUAGUUUGUUGUAGAUAUGCAAAGUAGUGUCAAGACUAGUUCUUGUCCUGUGAAAAUGAUUAACUGUUUUGAAUGGAAACAAUUAUUCAGGAGCUAUUUCAGUUCUGAUAUAUAUGUUUUUCUAUGGAA
Molecule: messenger RNA, 2242 nt
Organism: Panicum virgatum (switchgrass)
Lineage: Eukaryota; Viridiplantae; Streptophyta; Magnoliopsida; Poales; Poaceae
Exons: 14
Coding region: 266-2056 (596 amino acids)
Molecular function (GO): acyltransferase activity, transferring groups other than amino-acyl groups
Source: RefSeq, a predicted model, not a curated record